AUGGUGGCAACUAUUAUCGCAGCACGGGUUGGGACGGCAGCCGUCGAAAUACACAUCAUGUUGCAGUUCAUGCUUGGCUCCUUCAUCACUACGCUCAGCACCGUGGGCGUGCGUCUGUGGCUCAUGAGCCCCGAUCGGCUUGCUAAGCUGGAGGCAAAGACAACCGCAGCGCUCAAAUCAUUUUGGGAUGCUGAAAAGUCUAGGCUAAGUCACAUAUCCGAGCCGUCGACACCCAUGUCAAAGGGGUGGUGGCUCGAUAUAUUGACCCAAGGUGAGUUGGCUGUCCUUAUCAUAUGGUCCCGGUUCUCUUCGCCAACAUUUACAUUGCAAGAGCAAAGGGUGGGUUCCUCCAAGCCGCCCCUCAACAUAUUGUCAGCCUUGAAGCCCCCUGAGCUCUCCUGGUCGGGGGUGAGUUGGAGAAUGGGCACAGCUGCUGUGAUCGCUGGUUACAACCUAGCAUUCUGGUUUGACAAUUCUGGCAGUGGUGCACAGCAACCACCUAGAGAAGGCUGCGGGCCUCCUUACAUCUUCCUCUUCUCCAAGCAACAACUAGCCGGUCCCAUUGUUGCUCUGUGCCGCGCCACGGCUGUUAUCAUAGUCAUUGCCGUCUUCCCUGCGACUCUGCUCCUCCUCCACCUAACGAUGCAGCUUUGGUGGUACGCUGGAUUUUUUCUAUACCGCGAUCUUCUUUAUUUCUUCAACCCAGCCGCGCCACAAGCUGUUCACUCAGCACUUAGCAGAGUCAAUGCACUGCUAGAAAAGCAAGGAAUCCCAUUCCUAAGUCUGGUCCCGUUGCCUGUAUUAGGGUCAUUUGCCGCAUCGAUAACGGUCACGGACGUACUCGGGUUCCUAGCCACGCCCAAAGGAGACGCAAUCCGAUUUUCCGAUGUGAUCAAGGUCUGUGUGUCACUAGGGACUGGAAAAGUGACAAAGAAUGAGACGGACACAUCUAUGCAUGGCGUAGGGUUGAUGUCAGGUUGGAAAAAAGCCAAACGCCGCCAUCGGAAUUUCUGUUCCUUGUGGAAUGUCUACGUCGUCCUAAGCAUUGCGUGGUUUAUCGCUAGCAUUGAGUACACAAUCCACUGGAACGACAUCCACAGCGUUAACGACAUGAAGACGACGGGGCAGCUUAUUCCCUUUAUCAUUGGCUGUAAAUACCCCGACUGGGUAGAUACUGAACUUGAAUUGGAAGAUGGUGAAAAUGGUCCUCUGAUCUUUAAGAUUGUGAAGAGGAAUAGAGGUGACGAUUCAGAGGAAGAUGCCACAAGGGAAGAUCACAUUGGCAAUGACUAA
Molecule: messenger RNA, 1293 nt
Organism: Penicillium concentricum
Lineage: Eukaryota; Fungi; Ascomycota; Eurotiomycetes; Eurotiales; Aspergillaceae
Exons: 3
Coding region: 1-1293 (430 amino acids)
Source: RefSeq, a predicted model, not a curated record